This is a messenger RNA of Micromonas pusilla CCMP1545, 2141 nucleotides long. RefSeq lists its product as uncharacterized. The transcript has a single exon. Gene Ontology annotation, biological process: carotene catabolic process. The record is from RefSeq and is a predicted model, not a curated record. Gene Ontology annotation, molecular function: carotenoid dioxygenase activity. Lineage: Eukaryota; Viridiplantae; Chlorophyta; Mamiellophyceae; Mamiellales; Mamiellaceae. The coding region runs from base 123 to 2093 and encodes 656 amino acids.
CUUUUGAGGCAGAGAUUUCUAGAAGCGGAGGAGGCUGCCUGCGCUCUCCCUCCACCGUUUCCAAACUUCAUUUUCACGAUCCACUCGGAAGGGAGCUGAGCUAGACUUCAAGCGACAAAUCAAUGGUCGCCAUCUCGAUUCACAGCCUCGGAAGAGGUGCUGCACCGUCUACCCUCAGGUCUAGGGCUCCGUCCGCCUUCCGGACAUCAAGCGUGCGAAUUCACCGUCUGUGUCGCGUCGUUGUCGAGGCGGUGCAGACCCCGACGAAACCAUCGGACAUCACUGAGAGUGUAUUCGACAGUGAAUUCCCACGGUCAGCAGUGAAGUCGCGCCAGAAUGUCCUCCCUGCCACGGAAACGUUUCAGAAGGCGUACUCAGACUACUCAACAGGUUACGCUUCCGUUCCAGGCUUGUCAUAUGAGCGUUCAGAAUGGAUCUCUGAAGUAGAAGGAACGAUUCCACUGGAGAUUGAAGGAACGCUUCUGCGCAAUGGACCUGCAAUGUACGUUCGAGGCGAGGGAUCGGAACGUUUCGAAAAGUCUUAUCUGGAUGGCGAUGGCAUGGUGACCUCAGUAGCAAUCAAGGAUGGAAAAGCUUAUUUUCGGAACAAGUUCGUUCGCACUGAAGACUUCGACAAAGAAGAGAAGCUUGGCAGAUAUACCGAGCCAUCCAUAUUCACCGCCAAGGAUCCACGAAAACCGGCUUUCGUAUGGCGCUUGUUCAAUGACAUCCUCGCAGGAAACCUCAAACGUAAGCAAAACGGAGCCUACAAUGUACUCUACUGGGGUGGGAAUCUUGUUGCGGUAGACUAUAAGAAACCUUAUGAACUCGACCCUGAUACACUCGAUACAGUUGGACACGCUGCAAGCCCGUUAUCUUCUGUCAUGCAUACUUCACAUUAUCGCACUGUUGACGAACCUGAUGGUUCCGGCCGUCGCUGUGUCGCUUUUCUGAAUGAAGUUGAUUGGCGCUCAGAAACCACAAAGGCUGUUUUUUAUGAGUUUGACGAGCAGGGCAACGAAGUUUCUCGACGUGCUUACGAUUACCCAGCGAGCUAUGUCCAUGAUCUCGUCGUCACAGAUAAUUACUAUGUUCUUUUUGACUGUCCUAUCAAGAUCGACUUUCCCGCGGUCUUCACGAAGUACAUAUUCGAAAAAUCAUGUUUGUCAGAGCUUAUUUGUGAAGAUACAGACCGCAGGCCUCUUUUCAGGAUUUUUCCACGCCGAGGAGACAGUAGGGAGGUUUCGACUGUUGAGGCUGACUACUGGUGUUAUGCAUACCAUCACGUUAACGGAUUCGAAGAUAAAGAAGGCAAGAUUAUUUUUGACACGUGCACGUGGGACAAGUUUACUCUCUACUUCACUGAUAUUUGCUCACCAAAUGGCAUAGAUAAUUUUCCGCGAAUGAAACUCAGCCGUUUUGUAAUCGACACAGACAAAGGGAAAGCGACUCAUCACUGCCUCUCAGACCUUCCGUGCGAGCUCCCUAUUACAAGCUGGGACUAUACCGGUAAACCAUACAGACACAUGUAUCUAUCUAGCUCUGUAGGAACAAAUGUGGAUGGUGUAAAUGGGCCUAUGCAAGGCUUGACGAAAGUCACUCUGCCAACAAUUGAUGCGCUUGGAGGGGUCGAGGAGAUUGAGUGGAUACCCGGUGACUGCAAGUUUGCGAUGGAACCCUUUUUUGUGGCUCGCAAGGAUGCCACCGAAGAGGACGAUGGCUGGGUGGUUGCGCUUGUUCACGAUGCAGAAUAUGAUAAAUCAGAUUUCGGUGGGCGUGGUACUGAGAUGGUUAUCAUUGACGCUCGGAAAUUUAAUGAAGGCCCUGUCGCGCGGUUGAGACUCCCGGUUUAUGUGCCCUUUGGCGUACACGGCUCGUGGAGUACUACCUAUGUUGCUGGUCCACCAGCUAGUGCUGACAUGGAUGCCAGCGCAGCUUCAAGAGCGGCCACUUCUACUCGCAAGAUGGUUCAUUUGACAGGGGAUGUUGCAGCAACACAGACAGUGCAAGAGGGAGUUAGACGAGAAAUAGUAUGGAUGUCUAUUUUGUCGCUUUUUGCGUGUUGCAUGUAUGCUGCCAGUCACAGCUUCUGAAGACUCAAAAAUAGUCUUUAAGAAAUAAAAAUAUCACAGUGUACUCGC